AUGCCCGCCACCAUGCACAUCGCAUCCUCCCCCGCGAGACCUAGAUCAGGGGGAAACUGGCAACGGUCAGAAGAUGAUUUACCACCGGCACUUGCUUCAAAGGCAAUCGACUUGAAUAGCUCGACCAGAUCAACAGACAGGGAUACCGGUGCGAAGAUCACCAAAAGAGCGUUCCUAUGUGACGUCGUAGUAGAGAGAGAGGGUGAAGAAACCGCCAAUUUGCUUGCUCACCUUGGAGAGCCUCUCAAACCUCUUUCAACUCUUCCCCUUCCCGUGUCUACCAACGGCACCACAUCUUCGCGCCUGUCCCUCCCUCCGGAUCCCGAAGACACUGAUGCUUGUCCACUAUGGUCCGGGUCCAAAAAAGAAGAAAUGUCAAACCGCCUGAACAAUCUUAUUGAGGAACUUAGUUACGCCGACCGGUUACGGCUCUUCUCUCGUGACCCCAAUCAACAAUUAAUCCCUCCCUACGAAGCCAAAGCAAUGUUCGCCAAUAUUGAAGCGAUAGUACCAGCUUCGGCAGCUUUCUUGACCGAUCUCGACGCGAUGUUCCAAAGCGGACAAGCAGAUAAUAUGUUGAAAACCUUACGAACGUUUGACCCAUACCGAACAUACUUGAGUAAACAAGAUGAAUCACAAAAGCUUUUCCAAGAGUCAGCUAGGAAAUUUCCAGGAUUCGUCAGCUUCAUAGAGAGCACAAAAUAUCAAACGACAGGGAUUGGCAAUAUAGGUCUGCGAGAGCUUCUGAUGGAGCCUGUUCAAAGAAUACCGAGAUAUACCCUCCUUUGGCAAACCACCGCGAUCGCUUCGAGAAUUGCAAGAUGUGAACCAGAUCCUCAAACAGUCCGGGCGACGGUGAUGUACCAGUUGGAAAGAAAUAUCGACGACUUUCCGGCCAAACUGUUCAGCAAUAAUCGAGACUAUAUCGACGCUAUUGACGUUGAGGACCUUCCUGCGGAAUAUCCUACAACCUCUUCACCACCUUCUCGACCUAUGUCCACAUUAGGUUCUCGUCCCUUGUCAUCCAGCUCCAACCCCUCCAUGGCUUCGUUUGGAUCGCUUACCUCACAAUCACCUCCUACAAUCCAUUCAGCUGUAACACCUCUGCAUUGCACACUCUUCCUUUUCGACGACAAGCUGAUGAUCGUCAAACGCCAAUCGAGCUCGAUCAGUGGGCGGAAGGUCACGGGAACUGACGAUGUGCAAAAGCUUGUCAGAGGAGUAGCGGCGAUAGACAAGAAUGGUGGCAAGAAAGACAAACUCAGUUUCCGUGGCGUUGUUGAUGUUCUCGAUGUCAUUGCGUCUGAUGUUGGGGACGCAGCUCUAGCGAGAUCCAAACUACUACCUAAGGAUCACCGCAGUGCUCCUCGGGUUCUGGUCAAAGAAAAUGAGAUCCCACUGGACAAGGCAGGAGAUCCCACUGGCAGAGCCAAGUGCUAUUGGAACGUGUGGGAUAGGAACGGGUGGUCAGACAGUCACAAGUUCACAAGUACGGCAUUUUCAAGUUCAGAACUGGAACUACCUCUUGUUCAACAACACCUUCUGCCACCUCACACCGUUUACGCCCGUCCAUGCUGA
Messenger RNA from Kwoniella shivajii, 1578 nucleotides. RefSeq lists its product as uncharacterized. Gene Ontology annotation, cellular component: cytoplasm. NCBI's taxonomy places the organism in Eukaryota, Fungi, Basidiomycota, Tremellomycetes, Tremellales, Cryptococcaceae. The transcript is spliced from 9 exons. Gene Ontology annotation, molecular function: guanyl-nucleotide exchange factor activity. The coding region runs from base 1 to 1578 and encodes 525 amino acids. The record is from RefSeq and is a predicted model, not a curated record.